Messenger RNA from [Torrubiella] hemipterigena, 2307 nucleotides. Lineage: Eukaryota; Fungi; Ascomycota; Sordariomycetes; Hypocreales; Clavicipitaceae. The record is from the annotation of a GenBank genome assembly.
AUGCGUCUCCUGCUGCCACUAUCGUUUGCUGGCGUCGCCGUCGCUGGUUGCGGCAACGAGACCUGCGCGGCUACAACGCUGCAUCUCACUGACCAGCCAUAUCAAAACUACUUUUACUCUGAUUGCCAUGUCAAUGCGCAGGUAGUCGUUACCAGCCCUCAGCCAGAGAGCAAUCUGAGCAUCAUUGGCCCGAGACUGGUUGUCGCCUGGCCUGCUGGCAACAGCGGCGUAUGCGCAUUCUUCCAACCUCAGAACGGCAAGAAUGGCACGCUGGGCAUUGAAAUGGUCAAUUCGACACUGGGAUCGCCCAUUGGGCCAGUCUACCACGAAUCGGGAUCCGACAAGCCUCCCGUCGCCGGCGUGGAGGGCGUCAUGUGGUUCAACAGCUCGGCCGAGCUGUCGCUAGCUAUCCUUGGCAGCGUGCGCACUAUUCGUGAUUUCGUCGAAGGGCCCAGCCUUUUGAACCCAAUGAUUCAAAGCGCCGUCCACGUCUCGCCAUACAAGAAACAUGGUGCGGCUGUUACGCGUCUAUGGCUAGACAAUGUCACCACCACCACCUUGACGCUGGAGCCAUGGAAGCAAGAUUGCGCGGCGCGCGUCACCGUGGAAAAUGGCACCGUCAAGUUGGCUGCAGGCCACUACAAGGUCGCGGCGUCGUUCAAUUACCCGCAGCUUAAGCAGCUCACACCGCAAGAGAUCCUGAACGACAACGCACAGGACCUCAUCACCAAGGACCGAGAGCAGGUCAACGCGCUGUCUUUCUUUUCGUACUCGGACAAGCUUCUCGCAGGUGGCUGGCGCUUCCUGACAUACUUUGGACGAGACAGCAUGAUCUCCGCGCUUCUCAUGCAACCCAUUCUGCGCACGGGAUCUGGAUCGGCCAUGGAAGCUGUGAUUGGCGCCGCGCUGGAGCGAAUCAACAAGACAGACGGCAGCGUGUCUCAUGAAGAGACAAUCGGAGACUACGCCACCUUUCUCAACCUGCAGCGCAAUCUGACCUCCACGGCUGCUGGUUUCACAUACCAGAUGAUCGACACGGACUACUACUUGCCUGUGCUGAUGGACCGCUACUUCAAACAGUCGGCAGAUCGCGUGGGUCCCUUGCUUAAGACAGAAGCUGGUCUGGUGGACGAGGAAAACAAGAACAUGACUUGGGGUGAUCUGAGCUAUACGCUGGCGCAGAAGAUUAUGAACAUUACUGCGCCGUUUGAACAGGAGCAGUCUGUGGCCAAUCUGAUUCAUCUCAAGGAUGGUGAGAGCGUUGGCCAGUGGCGCGAUUCGAACCGAGGACUUGGAAACGGACGAAUCCCAUUUGAUGUGAAUUGUGCGUUGGUUCCAGCGGCCCUGUCUGCUAUUGCAUCGCUUGCGGCUGUAGACGGCGUCUAUCCCAAGAACGAUGUCACCGCGACAUGGGCUACGGCUGCUGCAAAGCGCGCUAAAGUCUGGGAAGACAAGACUCUCGCUUUCUUUGAGCACGACACCUCGGUAAAGGAUGCUACCUCCCUCCUGGACAACUAUGUCUCCAACAACACGUACUACCACGGCCCGUCCAACGGCGAAUCGCUGGCUACAUACUCCAAUGGAUCUAUCCACGACUAUGCAAUCUCCAUUAAGUCACCUACCGAUGAUAGUCUUAUCAAGAUUACACAUACGGACACGGCAUUCCGCAAUGUGCUUCUCAACACCACGAAUGACGAGCAGCUGACGGCAUUCAUCAACUCGUCGUCGAAUGCUAUCCUGCGCCCGUUCCCCGCGGGAUUGACGACUUCUGUGGGCGCCGUUGUUGCAAACCCGUCGCUCUCCGAUAGCCCAGAGCUGAUUGCCAACCUUACCAAUGCUGCCUAUCACGGCACAGUCGUCUGGGGAUGGCAGCUGGCUCUCGUGGCCCGCGGUUUUGAAACACAGCUCGCCAGAUGCACGGGACCAGAUGCCAACGGAUUCACACCGGCAUUCUGUAAAGACGACACUGUCCGUGGUGCCCUCAAGGCAGCUUAUAACAAGCUAUGGGACGUUAUCGAGGCGAAUACGCAGCUGCUUCAGUCUGAGGUGUGGUCGUGGACGUUUCCUAACAACGGAACCGACGACAACGGAUUUAAACAAGUCCCGCUGGGUGUUUUACCUCCUCCUCCCGGUGAGGGCGGUGGUACAGAGAGCGAUAUCAGACAGCUUUGGAGUCUGGUGUUUUUGGCGAUUCAGCGCAACAAGGCCUACAGUACAUAGGAGAGUGAGAAGUAAGAACAUGUUAAUACGUUUCGUAUAUGAAGUAGCAGUAUGCUAUAAUGCUUUAAUAAAAAGGAAAUGCUACCG